CCUCUGAGUUAGCUGUGCUUCUGGGGACCUAGACUAGUGGUUGGGGCAGAGGAGAUCUGAGAGAUCAACUGGACAAGAGCAAGGAUCUCAGCAGGGGAAGCCUGAAUAUGACACAAGAGAUAAGAAAGCUUCCACAGAAACAAUUUCAGACUUGCACGGUGCCCUGGGAAGGAAGAUGUCCAACUGCACCACUGUAACCGAGUUCCUCCUCCUGGGCUUCUCUGACACUCGGCAGCUGCAGAUCUUGCACUUUGUCAUCUUUCUGGCAGCGUACCUGGCAGCUCUGUUGGGGAACCUCCUUGUUAUCACUGCUGUAACUACGGACCACCACCUCCACAGCCCCAUGUACUACUUUUUGGCAAAUUUGUCCAUCCUUGACCUUGGAUCCAUCUCUGUUAUUGUCCCCAAGUCCAUGUCCAAUUCUCUCUCAAACACCAGGACAAUUUCCUAUGCUGGAUGUGUGUCCCAAGUUUUUCUCUUCAUGCUCUUUUGUGCAGUCAAUUUUUCAAUCCUCACCAUCAUGGCAUAUGACCGAUCUAUUGCUAUCUGCAAGCCACUGCAUUAUGAGAUAAUAAUGAACAGGAGAGCUUGCAUCAGAACGGCUGUCUGUGCUUGGGUUACAGGUGUCAUUUAUUCAGCAGUGCACACUGGGAAUACCUUCAGUCUCCCUUUCUGCCACUCAAAUAUUAUCAACCAGUUCUUCUGUGAAAUACCCAAGCUGCUCAAGCUCUCCUGCUCUGACACAUACCGCAGAGAGCUGACAGUUGUUGCCUUCGGUGUGUUUCUAGCUUUGGGCUGUUUUGUUUUCAUCAUUGUGUCAUAUGUUCAGAUCUUCACCGCAGUGUGGAGAAUCCCCUCUGAGCAGGGCCGGCAGAAAGCCUUCUCCACCUGCAUUCCUCAUCUGAUUGUGGUCUCCCUGUUUCUUUCCACUGCCGGCAUUGCCUACACGAAGCCCGUCUCUGACUCCUCGUCCCCUCUGGAUCUCCUGGCAGCUGUUCUGUAUUCUGUGGUGCCUCCAUUGAUGAAUCCGGUCAUCUACAGCAUGAGGAACAAGGAGAUCCAAGCUGCCCUGAUGAAACUGCUCCACCGGCUGAUCCUCUCCAAGAACGCUAUUGCCUCGGAUAUCAAGAAGCUGAUCUUGGUCGCUGCCUCAGACUUCUGCCUCACAGCUUUGAAGAAAGACGGCUGCCCGUUCACGCUCUGUGUUAGAGACUUCGCCCGAUCACUUCUACCCUGA
Messenger RNA from Alligator mississippiensis (American alligator), 1237 nucleotides. RefSeq names its product olfactory receptor 14C36-like. The record is from RefSeq and is a predicted model, not a curated record. Gene Ontology annotation, biological process: G protein-coupled receptor signaling pathway. The transcript has 3 exons. Lineage: Eukaryota; Metazoa; Chordata; Crocodylia; Alligatoridae. Gene Ontology annotation, molecular function: olfactory receptor activity; G protein-coupled receptor activity. Gene Ontology annotation, cellular component: membrane. The coding region runs from base 176 to 1237 and encodes 353 amino acids.